AUGAACUACAUACGUUAUCCAUUCAAUCCACCCAAUGCAGUUCAGUUAGCAACAUCAAAACAGAUUCACCAACAGACGACAACUACUUAUGCCAAUAACAAAGAAGAUGAUCAAACAGGUUUUUCUACGAUUGAAAAACUGCCUGCUAGCCAUUCUACUAUUCCUAUUGAAACCGUGACACGAGAACCAGCUAAGAAUCUUCUUGAAUUGUUGCGUGAUAAAUGGGAACUGCCUCCGCCCGAACUGAUAAUCUCAGUUGCAGGUGGUACCAAGAUCUUCAAUUUAGCAGAAAGAAGUCGUGCUACCCUACAAAAGGGUCUUGUCUCAGCUGCUGUCACUACUGGUAAGAACCAAUAUUUGUAUUCUAUUUAUCUCUAUCUUUGGAUAGAUGCCUGGGUGUUCACUGGAGGAACGUAUGCUGGAGUUAUGAAAGAUGUGGGUGAAGCAUUCGAAAAAUGGAUAUACAAGAGUAGUAGUGUUGAUAAAACCCAUACUCGAGUUCCAGUUAUUGGGAUUGCAAGUUGGUAUUAUACGACAAAUUAUAAACAACUCAUUCAAAAACCAGCAAGAGAAUUGAAUAGUAGAAGAAGUUCGACAUCUGUAUUGAUGGAUGACACAGAAACUAGUCACGAAAAACUCUAUCGCAAUGGUGCACCACAAGACAACCCUCAAUCAUACCCUCUCGAUCCAAAUCAUACUCAUUUCAUUCUUCUCGAUGAUAGAUGUGGUGCAGGCGAUGAGAAAUGGAAGAAAAAACGAUAUGAUGUUCGAGCCGACCUCAUUAUUCAGUUGCGCGCUGAAAUUGAACGAGAAGCUCGUUAUAGUUCACAUUAUAGACAAAGUAAUUAA
Messenger RNA from Rotaria sp. Silwood2, 849 nucleotides. The record is from the annotation of a GenBank genome assembly. NCBI's taxonomy places the organism in Eukaryota, Metazoa, Rotifera, Eurotatoria, Philodinida, Philodinidae.